Loxodonta africana (African savanna elephant) is the source of this 1400-nucleotide messenger RNA. It is a transcript of the gene PRRT1, whose product is annotated as proline rich transmembrane protein 1. The record is from RefSeq and is a predicted model, not a curated record. The coding region runs from base 1 to 921 and encodes 306 amino acids. Gene Ontology annotation, cellular component: membrane. The transcript has 4 exons. Lineage: Eukaryota; Metazoa; Chordata; Mammalia; Proboscidea; Elephantidae.
AUGUCAUCCGAAAAGUCAGGCCUCCCGGACUCAGUCCCUCACACCUCCCCGCCCCCGUACAAUGCCCCUCAGCCCCCGGCCGAACCCCCCGCCCCGCCCCCACAGGCCGCCACCUCCUCGCACCAUCACCACCACCACCACUACCACCAGUCUGGCACUGCCACCCUUCCGCGCUUAGGGGCCGGCGGCCUGGCCUCUUCUGCGGCCAGCGCUCAGCGUGGCCCCUCGUCUUCCGCCACACUGCCGCGGCCUCCGCACCACGCCCCGCCCGGUCCUGCCGCCGGGGCGCCCCCGCCCGGCUGUGCUACCUUGCCCCGCAUGCCACCCGACCCUUACCUGCAGGAGACUCGCUUCGAGAGUUCACUGCCCCCGCCGCCACCUGCCGCCGCAGCUCCACCGCCGCCUCCGCCCACCCAGACUACCCAGGCCCCAGGCUUUGUGGUGCCCACGCACGCGGGGGCGGUGGGCACUCUGCCGCUGGGGGGCUACGUGGCCCCGGGCUACCCCCUACAACUGCAGCCCUGCACUGCCUACGUGCCAGUCUACCCUGUGGGCACGCCCUACACGGGCGGGGCCCCGGGGGGAGCGGGGGUGACCUCCACGCUUCCCCCACCGCCCCAGGGUCCAGGGCUGGCCCUGCUGGAGCCGAGGCGCCCGCCGCACGACUACAUGCCCAUCGCAGUGCUGACUACCAUCUGCUGCUUUUGGCCUACGGGCAUCAUCGCCAUCUUCAAGGCAGUGCAGGUGCGUACGGCCUUGGCCCGCGGAGACAUGGUGUCGGCAGAGAUCGCCUCACGCGAGGCCCGGAACUUCUCUUUCAUCUCCCUUGCCGUGGGCAUCGCGGCCAUGGUGCUCUGUACCAUCCUCACCGUAGUCAUCAUCAUCGCUGCGCAGCACCACGAGAACUAUUGGGAUCCUUAGGGACGCCCCCGGCCCCGCCCCACCCUGCGCCCCUCGACCUCCCAAGGGCGUUCUGCAGUGAAGCUGCGGACCCACUGCACACCCGCCUCCGGAGCCGCGAGACGCGGAUACAUCCUAAACUCGGCCUCCAUGAAACCUCUGGCCUUGCGAGCACAGUCCGAAUCCAGUUCCUCAGGAACCCUCCCAAAGCCCACUCCCCCAGGGACCCCCCUUCACGGGAUCCCCGCCAGACGCCAGGCCCUCGGUCGCUCCAGACCCUCAUCCCCUCUAAGUGCAGCGCCCCUAGCCUUGCUCCCUUGGACUCGGCUCCCCAGCCUGGAGGCUGGUCCCCAAUGCCCAGCCUCCAAAGGCUCCGCCCCAGACCUGACAAAACCCCACCUCCAGGUCGGCAGGCUCCGCCUUCUGUUCUUCCCGCGGGGUGAUUCAGUCCGGUGAUUGGGUUUGUGGCCCCGAGCCCCGCCCCAGACCUACAGGCUCCU